AUGGAAUCCACCGUCCUCCCGGACAGCGUCCGCCCCCAGAGGCUGCAGCCGGGCAUCGGCUUCGGCUCGGGGCCGACGACGGGGACCCUCCGCUCGUCCCUCCGGCCCGGGGUAACGGUCCCCGUCGCCCCGCUGCUGCCCCCCCCGGCCGUGUCACUGUCCGGGCACCACCCCCCGCCGCCGCCGCCGCCGCUGCUGCAGCUCCACAGCCUGUACGGCGGCGUGGGGGCCGGGCUGGGGGCGCCCGGGGCCGGGCUGGCGGGGCUCGGGAGGCCCGGGGCCGGCGGACACUGCAACCCGGGGAACCCGGCCGUGCUGAAGGAGGCGGUGGAGGCGGUGGUCCGGAGCUUCGCCAAACACACGCAGGGCUACGGCCGAGCUGAACCCCCCCUGUUUGGCCAACAGGGAGCCAGCUCUGGGCCCAGCAUUGAUUUCAUGGUUUGGUCAGGAGUUGAUGUUCUGGAUUUGGGUCAGAUGUUGGUUUUCGGUCCAUGUGGAAAGCAAGCUCUGGACAAGCAGCUGACCUUGAUCCGGGUGAGGUUUGGGCCUGGUUCAGCAGCCAGAUUUCAGCCGGAGCGCCUUCAGGUAAACGUGGUGGAAGCUUUGCAGGAGUUCUGGCAGAUGAAGCAGACCCGAGGGGCCGACCUGCGGAACGGAGCGCUGGUGGUUUAUGAAAUGGUGCCGUCGAACAGCCCUCCAUACGUUUGCUACGUAAGCCUCCCGGGCGGAAGCUGCUUCGGAAGUUUCCAGUGGGGUCGUAAAGCUUAUUCUGAUCAUAUUCCCUCUACUCUUGGUCAGUUCUGUCCGACUAAGGCGGAGGCGAGGCGCAGCGCCGCCAAGAUUGCUCUGAUGAACUCCGUCUUUAAUGAGCAUCCCUCCCGGCGAAUCACAGACGACUUCAUAGAGAAAAGCGUGAAUGAGGCUCUGGCCUCUUUCAAUGGAAACAGGGAAGAGGCUGACAAUCCCAACACAGGGAUCGGUGCGUUCCGCUUCAUGCUCGAAUCCAACAAAGGAAAGUCUAUGCUGGAGUUCCAGGAGCUGAUGACUGUGUUUCAGCUGCUGCACUGGAAUGGAAGCCUCAAAGCAAUGAGAGAGCGACAGUGUUCCCGACAGGAGGUGCUGGCCCACUACUCCCACCGGGCCCUGGACGACGACAUGCGCACCCAGAUGGCGGCCGACUGGGUGAACCGGGAGCAGAGCGUGGCGGGCACCAUCGCGCAGGAGCUGGCCUCCACGGACCGGGAACUGGAGGACGCCAGGCUGGCGGGCCGAGAACUGCGUUUUUACAAGGAGAAGAAGGACAUCCUGAUGCUGGCCGUGGGCCAGCUGACCGCCGCCAACGCCGCCACGCUGCCCUCCCACUAGAGGGACUCCCGGUAACAGCGCCGACCACUCUCUCUCUCUCUCCCCGAACUUUGACCGUUCCUGUUUCGUCAGAUGCCCGGCUGUCCAGAAAACGAACACUCGCCGCUAUAGCUGUUACCUCUUUGUGCCUACUAAUCACAUGAAGCUUAUUUUUUAAAGGCCUGUAAAAAAAACAAAACACCUGCCUGGUUUCUAAAUUUUUUUUAAUUUUUAAUUUUUAUUUUUUUUCUCCAUAUCCGCUGCAUUUACAGACAAAAGUCCUCACUAAGAGUCCGUCAGUGAAUGUACAGGACUGGAAACAGUACGGCCCACGAAGCCAAAGGUGCAUUUGGACGCGUUCGCUACAUAUCAAGAUGCUCGACGUGUGGAUUUAAACAUUUUGAUAACAGGCCUCGUCCUUACUGCAACAGAGAAUAAGUCCUAAGUACAAACCAAGACAGAAAAAGUAAUCAUACCAGUCUCAACGCAAACACAAACAAAUUGGACGGAAAAUAAUACCCGAAUGGGUUUUCAGAGUUUUGGAACAUGAAUAAUAAUUUGUGGGUACUUCGUAAACUAUGUCAGCAGCUCAGGUUUUUGCAAAAAAAAAAAGAAGACAUGGUGAAACAUCAGUAGAUUGGUCUUUUUUUUUUUUUUUUUUUCCUUCUUCUUUUUUGAUUGUCUGUGAAAGCUUUUUGGCUCUUUUAGAUCUAGCUGUGUGCUCGUUGACCAUGACAGUGGCCGAAUGUAUGUUUUUUAAAUCUGCAAUCCACUUAAGGACCUACAAAGCAGCGCUGUUACUCCAUGGGAGGGCUCUUGUGUACACUUUGCUCGUCACGUGCUUCAGCAAGCAGUUCAAAAAGGUGCUUAUGAGAACACAGGGGAGGUCAAAUAUAGACAUUAAUGAAUUGUGAGUUUUAAAUUCUCGGACACUCGAACAUCCACAGACGGUAAACAUGUCAUGUAAUCUGCACUUCUAACUCUUUCUUUCUGUUAGAACCGUGGAGAGGUCAAAGUUUUAUAUUUCUUUGUGUACCUAAAAUGUAUUUUUAAGCAUUAUAGAAAUGAAUAAUUUGGGUGAGCAGCCUUUUAAAGACCCUGUGUAAGCGAGGCGAGAGUUUAAUUGAGGAGCGGCUCUUGUGUUGAGGGAAAUGCGGGCAAAAGUUUGGAGGCUUAAACAGUGGGGAGGCUCGUUCCAGCAGCUGAAUGUUAAAUUAUCUACAGCAGAAACUCAUUACUCAAAAUUUUAGAAGGCUAAAAGAAAACAAAGAAGACAACACAACAAAAAAGGGAUUGUGCUGGACUGUUGUCAGUCUGUCAUUUUGUUUCAAGUUCCCUCCAGUGAAAUAUUGUGCCUUUUUGUAAAAUUGUAAACACGAAGAGUUAAAACCUUUAAAAAAAAUCUAAUAAUUUUGUGGAGUUCCUAAGAGCUUGAGUAAAGGCAACUGGACUUCUUAUUGGAUCCUGAAUACGUUUCACCUCAUCCAAAAGGCCUCCUAAGUUCGAAAGUGAAUGGGGUCUUUAAAAGAAAGUACUUUUUAUCUUCUAAGACGAAAAUACUUGCAUAGUAUUCUAUUGUAAUACUUCCUGGAAAUAUUUUCGGAUCACAUGACUUGUGUUUUCACUCAGACUCGAGCUUCAUGACAAUGCCCUAGUGCAUUUAACAGAACUUAAGAUCCGUUUAUUCAGGCUCUGCCCAAAUCUGACAAAAAUGUAGCACUAAAGUUCAAGAUAAACAUCGUCUAACCGUUUAAUAUAUACAAAUGAAUGAUUUAAUAUGAACUUUUGUUGACUCCUAGGAAGUCUGCGUUGGUUGCAUAGCAACAGCAACUUAAGAGCGGCAUUCUUCCUCUCGUCCACAUCAAUAUAUCAAGUAAUUGCUGUAAUUCACGGCAUACCGUGUAAUUAGGAAGGAUUUGUUCUGCAAGGUUGUCUCUCUGGUAUGACGUUCUGAACACGUACCACUAUUUUAACUAGUUUUUUUAAAAAUACGAUGAACUCUCUGCAGCUCUCUUCAGUCAGAAGUUUAAAUGUAUUGAACACUUUUACCUCAUAAAUCUGCACCUUGAAUCCCCUCUCAACGUCGGUUUCUGUUACUUUAUAAUAGCUUUUGUAGCCUGUAUUACACGUUUUCUCAGCUUCUACUCGGCGGGUGCUUUUCGUUCAAUGAUUGUACUUUCAUGAGCCAUUUAAGAAAAAAAUGGAAGUUGAUUAAAGAAUACAAACUCAAGUUGUUCGAAGGAGCUCUUCAUAAGAAUGAGGCUUGUGAUAUUGAAUUGUGUUGAUCUUGUAUUGAAAAUGCCCAGUAAGUGUUAUAUUUGUUACUAAAAGCCAUCAAUUUGAGCUCUUUCCUUCAAAUGCUUUGGAGUUUUCUUUAUGCUCAUUAUCAAUAAAAGCUUUUUUAAUAUUGCCAUUUUAAAGAAAGAAAACACUUUUUUUGGGGGGGGUGGGACUUUGUUGCAUGAUGUACUCGGUCUUCUUUUUGUACUUUUCAUAUCCUAUACAGUAUUGUUUUUAUAAGUCUUUGUUGAGGCCCUAAUUGUAUGUAUUUUCUAUGAAUUUAUUUUGUAAUCCAUGUUUAUACUAGUAAAUUUAUAUGUAAAUGUAUUAAAUCGGUUGAUUCAAAUCUU
Menidia menidia (Atlantic silverside) is the source of this 3974-nucleotide messenger RNA. NCBI's taxonomy places the organism in Eukaryota, Metazoa, Chordata, Actinopteri, Atheriniformes, Atherinopsidae. The record is from the annotation of a GenBank genome assembly.